GUUUAUCGGCAUCGUUUGUACCCAUCUGUUGUAGUCAUAAUGGAGUCAUCGGGCGCAACAGAACCAAGCAAAAGAAAUCGGCUGGAAAGGAUCGCAACACACGAAUCCUAUACUUUCCAGGGACAAAAAGGAUGGCGGAGGUGGCGUAUAUUACAGCCUGGACGGGGCAUGUAUCACGAUGUGAAGAGAAGAUUGCCAUACUACUGGAGCGACAUCACAGAUGCCUUCACUUAUCGGGCUUUUGCAAGUACGGUCCGCAUGUACUUUGUGAACGUCCUGCCGGCCAUUGCCUUCACACUCGACAUGUAUCGCCGCACUGGCGGGUUCUUUGGCGUCAAUGAAGCCCUGUUUGCAUCCGCGUUAGCAGCAAUGGUGUUUAGUUUGCUGUCCUGUCAACCGUUGACAAUAGUCGGUGUAACUGGUUUGAUUGCGCUCUUCAACUACACCAUCUAUGACAUUAUCAACAUUUACAAUCCGAGUAUAUAUCCAGCAUUUACAGCUUGGGUCGGCAUCUGGGCUGCCAUUUUCCAUUGGAUCGUAUCAUUCGGAAACUAUUGCGAUUACAUGGCACAUGUCACCGAUUUCUCGAGCGAGACCUUUGGCAUGUAUGUCGGUAUCAUUUAUUGUGUCAAGGGCGUCGAAGAACUGGUCUAUCUCUUCAAGGCCUCCGAGUUUGAGGGCGGUUAUCUCUCCAUCGUUAUUGCCAUCCUCUACUUUGGUUCUGUCUACGGCCUCGAGAAGCUCGGUGGUAGCAUACUUUUCACCCCAUGGGUGCGCAGUAUUCUGGCCGACUACUCCUUUGUUUUCCCCACGCUGUUUUGGGUCGGCUUUUCGCACAUCCCUGGAAGAUUGAAAAGCACCCAUCAAUACCGAGUCCCCAUUGUAGGGGCUUUCGAGCCAACCCAGAACCGCGAUUGGGUAAUUGAUUUCUGGAACCUCGAUGUUAAAUGGGUAUUCGUGGCUUUGCCAUUUGGGUUCUUGAUGAUGCUGCUUUUUUACUAUGACCACAACGUUUCCUCUCUUACCGCGCAAGCCCGUCAAUACCCUCUCAAGAAGCCAGCUGGCUUCCAUUGGGAUUUUUUCCUACUCGGCUGCACCUGUUUCGUCAGUGGUGUCAUCGGGCUUCCCCUUCCCAACGGUCUCGUCCCUCAAGCGCCAGUGCAUACCGACUCUCUAACCAUCUACGAAACAAAGCUCAAAGUGACCGAAACCAAAGAUGGUGGUGAGAUCCGCAAGCCAGUUGUUGAAGCUACGGCUGUGGUUGAACAGCGCAUCAGUCAUUUCCUCAUGGGUAUGGCUAUCUGGGGUACCAUGACAGGUCCUUUACUCGACGUUCUACACACUAUGCCCGCGGCUGUCUUUGCCGGUGUAUUUUUUGUCGUCGGUUGGGGAUCCAUAGAGUCCAAUGGCAUCUUAGCCAAGAUAUGGUACCUAGUAUCCGAACGACGCUUCCUCGACCGCGACAACCCUCUCAGCACUAUUCCCCGCCAGAAAAUCUGUCUCUUUAUCGGCCUUCAAAUAUUCGGUGUUGCAUGCACAGUCGCCAUCUCGCAGACUAUUGCUGCAAUCGGUUUCCCUGUGCUCAUUAUAGCGCUCAUUCCUUUGCGCACCUUCUGCAUGCCCAAGUGGUUUUCCGAGCAUGAGCUUAGUGUGCUGGAUGCGCUGACUGCAGAUAAUCCAGCUGUGUUGGUUAGCUUGGGCGGGACACCAAGAGGCAUGAAGCACAGUGUUGUCCGCAACGGAGACAUAGAUGAGCAGAGUGAUGUGGAGAAGGGAGAAAGCACUCGGUCGCAAAGUAGGCCUCCAAGUGCCGCCAGGCAGCGCGCUGGUAGCAUACAUCUAUAGACGGAUAUGUAUUUCGACAUCCUUAACUGAAUAUCUGGAGCAUACAGAAAUACUGAGAGGCAUAGAAUAAGACGG
This is a messenger RNA of Exserohilum turcica Et28A, 1920 nucleotides long. RefSeq lists its product as uncharacterized. Gene Ontology annotation, biological process: transmembrane transport; monoatomic anion transport; monoatomic ion homeostasis. The record is from RefSeq and is a predicted model, not a curated record. Lineage: Eukaryota; Fungi; Ascomycota; Dothideomycetes; Pleosporales; Pleosporaceae. The transcript has 5 exons. The coding region runs from base 40 to 1845 and encodes 601 amino acids. Gene Ontology annotation, cellular component: plasma membrane. Gene Ontology annotation, molecular function: solute:inorganic anion antiporter activity.